AAAAAUGCGAUAAAUAAGAACAGCUUUAACGAGUACCAGUAACUUAAACUGAGCACAUGUAACAGUUAUCUUACACAUUUAACAGAAAAUUUAGUUAUCCAAGAACAUGUCUAUGCGACAUUUUAUCAAGUUUGGAAAACCAUAUUUACACACAAGAUCCUUGCUUAGAGGUAAUUCUGGAUUACAGACCUGCACACACGUUGCAAAGUCCACUGGAGUUCAAGAUGUAUCAAAGAGUGAUGGAAACAGCUUCAUUGGCAUGCCACAUAAUUAUGUGACAAAACUUGAGUUUCUGGAACCCAAAAUGGAAAACACAAUCCCUGUUUACCAAGUUUUGGAUAGUGAUGGUAAAAUUAUUGAUGAAACUCAAGAUCCCAAACUGAGUGAUGAAAUUGUGCUAAAGAUGUACAAAGACAUGAAAAUGUUAAACAUCAUGGAUGGGAUAAUGUACAGUGCUCAAAGACAAGGCCGUAUUUCAUUCUACAUGACCAACUAUGGGGAGGAAGCAGCUCAUAUUGGUAGUGCAGCUGCCUUAGAGAUGAAGGAUCUUGUAUUUGCUCAAUACAGAGAAGCAGGUGUUUUAAUGUGGAGAGGUUUUCGACUUGACCAAUUCAUGGACCAAUGUUAUGCCAAUAUUAAUGAUCCAGCAUCUGGAAAGCAAAUGCCUGUUCAUUAUGGAUCCAAAGAUCUAAACUUUGUUACUAUCAGCUCUCCUUUAGCAACACAAAUGCCACAGGCAGCUGGUGCUGCGUAUGCUCUGAAACGCACCAACCCAGGAACGUGUGUGAUUUGUUAUUUUGGUGAAGGUGCUGCAUCAGAAGGAGAUGCACAUGCUGCAUUCAACUUUGCCGCAACGUUAGACGCACCAUGCAUUUUCUUCUGUCGAAACAAUGGUUAUGCUAUUUCCACACCGGCUCAUGAGCAGUACAGGGGUGAUGGUAUUGCGUCGCGUGGGUCGGGGUACGGAAUGCUUACAAUACGCGUGGAUGGUAAUGACACUUUGGCGGUGUACAACGCAACACGAAAGGCUCGUCAGAUAGCCCUAGAAGAGAGCAGGCCUGUAUUGAUUGAGGCGAUGACUUAUAGAGUUGGUGAUCAUAGCACGAGCGAUGACAGUUCAACAUACAGAACAGCAGGGGAGCUUGAAUACUGGACUAAAACCAAUAACCCAGUCACCCGCUUUGAACGUUAUAUAACCAACGAACGUAACUGCUGGUCAGCAGAAGAAGACGAAAAGCUGUCAAAGGAUUGUUCCAAACAGGUAAUUGAGGCGUUCACUGCAGCAGAAAAGCGAUUAAAACCAUCGCCCUCUCUCGUGUUUACUGACGUAUAUGAUGAACUACCUGUCAAUUUGAAGAAACAGCAGAAACAAAUGCGUGAACACGUCGGCGCACAUAGCCAGCACUAUCCUCUCAAACGACACGAGCCACUGUGACGUAUUAAUCAUCCCUUUAUGACGUAGAAUACAGUCGCCAUGGUUUGGGGGUCGCUUUCAACUGUCACAUAUUUAUCCGCUAUGCAACUUUAACCACUCCAAAACACAAGAUAUUAUCAUCUUAUUAAAUUACGUUAUAAAAACCCAAAUCGCUUUCCUUUAAAAAACAUCAGCUCUCGAUCGCGUGGCUUAAUAACUAUUAUUGAGGUACAAAUAUAUUUCAAAACAAUACCAUUACAGUAUAGUUUUGGUAUCAAAGCCAUGUAACUUAUUUCCAAAUUGCUUUGUUCUUAUAGUUUGUCCAUACACAUUAUAGUGAGCUAUCUUUCUCUCUUAUCCUAAUGUACAUGGAAAAUAGAGUUCCCUCUCAAAUAUACACAACUUAUAACACGUCACCGCCAUUCCUUGCUGGUUUAUUAACCUUUUUCAAAAUUUCCUUCUUUAAACUGUAAAAA
Messenger RNA from Ciona intestinalis (vase tunicate), 1890 nucleotides. Its product is annotated as 2-oxoisovalerate dehydrogenase subunit alpha, mitochondrial-like. Gene Ontology annotation, cellular component: oxoglutarate dehydrogenase complex. Gene Ontology annotation, molecular function: oxidoreductase activity, acting on the aldehyde or oxo group of donors, disulfide as acceptor. The record is from RefSeq and is a predicted model, not a curated record. Gene Ontology annotation, biological process: branched-chain amino acid catabolic process. Lineage: Eukaryota; Metazoa; Chordata; Ascidiacea; Phlebobranchia; Cionidae.